Pararge aegeria (speckled wood butterfly) is the source of this 1215-nucleotide messenger RNA. RefSeq lists its product as uncharacterized. The record is from RefSeq and is a predicted model, not a curated record. Bases 1 to 1215 code for a protein of 404 amino acids. NCBI's taxonomy places the organism in Eukaryota, Metazoa, Arthropoda, Insecta, Lepidoptera, Nymphalidae. The transcript is spliced from 9 exons. Gene Ontology annotation, molecular function: protein binding.
AUGGAUAUAAACGAUAUGCCCAGCGAUCCUGAACAAGAGUGCGGCCCGGGAGUACGUCUUGUCGUGCUAAACCUACCUGAAGACGAAGGCGUAGGUCUGGGGCUUCGACUGACGAGAACUCUGUGGGAUCCAUAUCCAUGGAUACAUGAGGUUACGUCAGAGUCGAGAGCCGAUAUCGCCGGGUUGAGAGCUGGCGAUUGCUUACUGCAAGCGGAUGGGAAAGACUUGCUUGGAUUAUCGAUUGGCAAAGUUGCUGGUUUGAUAAGAGGCGAUGGCGAAGGGCGCGGAGUAUCUUUGCUGGUAUGGAACUGUGGUGUCGACCCUAGAGACGAUCCAGAGUUGCUAUGGAGUUGCGGCGGUGGUUCCCGCGGGGAGAAGUCGCGUCGCGCGUUGACUGGAGUUGUCAAAGCUCUGUCUUGCUGCGUCUGCGCAGCCACUGCGACGAAAGCGCUGAACUGUGCGCGCUCACAUUUAUAUUGUGAAGGUUGUUGGAGCAGACUAGAACGUUGUGCGCUGUGCAGAGAACCCCUUCCGCCUAAAGAUUCUCCUUAUUCAAGAAACCUGGUUGCUGAACAGGUCUUCGAAGCCAUUGCAACGGAAUAUGAAAUUAAAUACACACUCAGAAGACCUCAAUCCACAUCGGCGCAUACAUCACCAAACCGUUCGCCAAACAUAUCACCCACGGCCCGCCGCAAAGGCCAAUACCACCUAUCAAUGAUGCAUAGGAAUCGAAAACCAACGAUACCGAAUGAAAAAUUUGCCUCUGAUCCAAACAUUAACCGAUUUAACGAUUCAAAAACUACCACAUCUCACAAAACGGUAGAAUACCCUGGCAACUCUUACGAAAACGGCGGGAAAUGCAAGUGUCAAAUCAAUGGCGGGACAUGCAAAUGCGGCACAGAGAAAACAAGGUUACAUAUACCACAGAUUAAUAUCGAAGAUACAAGUAAUAAUAAUUGCUCGUGCAGUUGCCAACAGUUGCAGCACAAAUUGGUUGCGAGAUUAAGGCAAGCGUGUUCGCUAGCUGACCUACAGAAUGUUGCUCUGCAAAGCUGUUCUCUUUCCAAAUCCUUGAAUAAUAUUUGUCAGAAUGAAAAGAGCUCUGACGAUGGACAACAUAGCAACUCGAUGGACAAUCUUAAGAACACAGAAGCACCGGUGUUCGUUGUAUCUCCACCACCGAUAUAUCUUUUGGCUUGUGAACAUAGCAAAUAA